Molecule: messenger RNA, 2052 nt
Organism: Owenia fusiformis
Lineage: Eukaryota; Metazoa; Annelida; Polychaeta; Sabellida; Oweniidae
Source: the annotation of a GenBank genome assembly
UUUAACCUUCACCUUUCCCCAAAAGCAAAAAUCAUGAUUUUUGGAUACUUGAUUUUUCUUUACUUUUGAACAAAAUUAAAAGAUGAAUUUCAUUGGACCAUGGGCUUUGAGCUCUUGACGAAAGCCCAUGAUUGGACAUGGUUCACUAAAAUUAACACUUUCAAUAAUAUGUGUAAUUGAAACCUAGUGACAAUAACAACAACAAUGCUACAACAAUUACAACAUUGCAAGGUUUCAGUUUUAUUUCUGAACUUAUACUUCUUGGAAGAGGGAGAAAAUUGUUUAUUUUCUCUAAACAAAAUGGAUCCUAUUUUUUACAUCCAUAAAACAGGGAAAGGGUUUGAAAUAAUAAAAAGAUCUUCCCAGAUUAUUAUAAUUAUUGAACUUUAUCUGUAUAUUUUUCAUCCAAAUUGAAUUGUCCUGCAAAGGCUCCAACUCUCUGGGAAAUGUCUUGGGAGAGAGUAUCAUAUAGCACAGGAUUAAUGGGCAGACACCUUAUUAGAUUCAGCAAAUUAGAAAGGCAGCCACCAAUCAUGUCAGCCCAAUUAGUAUGUCACUUUUCUAUAAAUAUUCACAACUUUAAGCAAGCACUGCUUCUUGAGGAUAACUUAGGUGAAUUCGCUCAAACGAAAGUGAGUGUUUGAGAAUUAGAAAAUAUAAUUUUAUUGAAGAUAAUUUGAGGUUUCGUGGAUGAAUGUUCUUAUACUGAUAUAAAGACAGAAAUCAAAACUUUGAAGAACAGUAAUAAGAAAGUUAAAAGACACUUCGACAUAGCAAGAACAAUUAGGAUUUACAAUAGAAUUUAAAGUAAGAAAAGAUUUUAGUUUGUUCUCAUUCUAGAGAGAUAAUCUAGGGACAAAGCUACAAACUAGUUUAUUUAGCAAAGAAGAAUAUGAAAACAAAUAAUUGAGCACUAAAUUUAAAAUAUUUUGAGCUCCGAUAUUGCUUCUGACGAGUUUCUAAGUGACAAUGUUGAUCAGCCCAGCUGGGUUUCAAGGAGUGAAUGGGACAAUGGGUACUUAUUGGCCCUUAGGAAGCCUUGAUGGAAUCAAAUAUGGACCUUAUAUAGCCCCUGUUGGAUCCUACCCCCAUGAUUUACGUCUUCUCCCGCUGACACUCCCUGGCCUACCCCGAGGGCCAACCACAGAGAGGGUGGAAGCUACCCCUAGCCCCCCACACACGCAGCAUCUCCCGGCAACUCAUGAACAGGAAGAUGCUCAAAAAAAUAAAGAUUUGAAAUUCGGAAUUGCAAAUAUUUUGUCUGAUAAAAUAGGAACUUCAAAAAAGGAAGAAUUGGUCAAACAUGCAUUUGUCCCAGUUUCUUCAAAACACACAGGUGCACUGAUAGCACAUAGUGGCUCAAUCCAAUCUCAUGGCACAAUCCCCACAGAUGCUGGCACAACCAAUGUUCAGACCCACCUAGGUCACCUUGAUGGUCCAUUACAAAGUCAGAAUCCUGAAGUAUUUGGACAGAAUGGAACUAUAAGAAUGUCGUGUUGUUCUAGCAGUCAGCCUGCACCCCCACAUGUUGUGUCACACCUAUCCUACAGUAUAGCCCAUCUGCCAUACAGUACUAGCCAGACCGUAUGCAACUUGCCUGAUAUUGACAGGUUACCAGGUCCGUACAGUAUAUUGAAUACAGAACAAAAUGGGCACCCCCACAGUAAAAGAAAAAGAUCGUGGUCGCGAGCUGUGUUUUCCAACCUCCAACGUAAAGGCCUGGAAAGAAGAUUUGACAUUCAAAAAUAUGUGGCUAAGCCUGAUAGGAGGCAACUGGCUGCAAUGCUGGGCUUGACAGAUGCACAGGUAAAAGUUUGGUUUCAAAACAGAAGAAUGAAAUGGAGACGAGAAAAGGAUGUCGAGAAACAGAAAGAAUUAUUGGACAAUGUAAAUAAUGUAAACAAUACAGCUAUGAACAAUACAGCUAUAAACAAGACAGCUAUGAACAAUACAGCUAUAAACAAGACAGCUAUUGGUAACAUAGAUAUAAGUGACACAGUGGAGGAAAUUGAUAAUACACAAGUUGAAAUGACAGUCUCAAAUAAAAACUAA